CAAAUGCAGGGGAACAGAAAUUCGUUCGUUCCACUUGUCUCGUAUUAUACUAUUAUCCUCUUCGGCUCUUCGCUCUCUGUUCGUCCGGUUCUUCGCCCUCGCCGCACGGAAGCGGCAUUUUCCCCGUCUCCGUGCUGCAAAUUUUGGCCGCUCUAAUGGCGAUUAGAGUCCCGUCCAUGGAGCUCCACCGCUCCGCGCCCUUACUCCCCGGUGGCCGAGGGAAAACAUGCCUUCGGAAGCCUUUCCUUGUCCAAGCAAAGAGAUCAGGGGGUUUGGAGAAAGCAAAUACGAGGUCACGAGGAACACAAAGUUCUGGACAACCAAAGAAAAGUGCACCCCUGACACGAGGGACUGUUAGUGCACCCCUUCCAGUACCAGGAAACAUACCUCGACCUCCUUAUGUCGGCACAAAUGAUGUGCCAGAGAUAGCAAAAGAGAUACAAAUGCAUGACAAAGAGAGCAUUGUCCACAUGAGAGCUGCUUGCGAGCUUGCUUCUUGUGUCCUUGAAUAUGCGGGAACAUUAGUGAAACCCUCAGUAACAACAGACGAAAUUGAUAAAGCAGUGCACAAGAUGAUCAUUGAUGCUGGAGCCUAUCCAUCCCCACUUGGAUAUGGUGGGUUUCCAAAAAGUGUAUGCACAUCGGUGAACGAGUGCAUGUGCCAUGGAAUUCCUGAUUCACGCGAACUACAGGAUGGAGACAUUAUUAACAUUGAUGUCACUGUCUACUUGAAUGGUUAUCAUGGGGACACAUCAAAAACAUUUUUUUGUGGAGAAGUUGAUGAAGCUAGUAAACGACUUGUGAAGGUUACUGAGGAGUGCUUGCUCAGGGGCAUAUCUACCUGUAAACAUGGUACCAGCUUUAAAAAGAUUGGCAGAAGAAUAAGUGAGCAUGCAGAGAGGCACGGAUUUGGCGUUGUGGAAUGUUUUGUUGGGCAUGGAGUUGGCAGAGUAUUUCAUUCGGAGCCAAUUAUAUAUCACCAGCGUAACAACAAACCGGGUCAAAUGGUUGAAGGGCAGACAUUCACAAUAGAACCGAUCCUAUCCACGAGGAGCAUCGACUGCGACUUGUGGGACGACGGCUGGACGGCCGUCACGACGGACGGCAGCUUGGCCGCGCAGUUUGAGCACACCAUACUGAUCACCAGGACCGGCGCAGAGAUCCUCACCAAAUGCUAGGGAGAUUACCACUGAUCUGUGUUCCUGCAUCCGUAUAGAUUCUUGUAGCUCGGUACUCGAUUGUUUUGCUGUACAAAAUACGCGAAACUGCAAGGGCAAUUUUAGCCAAAGAAGGUGCUAGGCUUCCGGGCCUGGAGAGUUUGGUUCGCGUGGUGCCGUGGCUCGGCGGGUGCCGGAUGUGCGGCGCGGCGCGGCGCAGUACUAGUAGGGGCAGCGGCCGCGCCACACGAGCAACACCAGCCGUUGCCUCGGUGGACGGUGGGAGUAGGGGAAUGCAAUUUCACAAAGUUGUGCGUA
Phragmites australis (common reed) is the source of this 1475-nucleotide messenger RNA. Its product is annotated as methionine aminopeptidase 1B, chloroplastic-like. Gene Ontology annotation, biological process: proteolysis. The coding region runs from base 156 to 1178 and encodes 340 amino acids. NCBI's taxonomy places the organism in Eukaryota, Viridiplantae, Streptophyta, Magnoliopsida, Poales, Poaceae. Gene Ontology annotation, molecular function: metalloaminopeptidase activity. The transcript is spliced from 10 exons. The record is from RefSeq and is a predicted model, not a curated record.